Messenger RNA from Marasmius oreades (fairy-ring Marasmius), 781 nucleotides. RefSeq names its product Peptidyl-prolyl cis-trans isomerase pin4, variant 2 (gene PIN4). The transcript has 5 exons. The coding region runs from base 49 to 378 and encodes 109 amino acids. The record is from RefSeq and is a predicted model, not a curated record. Lineage: Eukaryota; Fungi; Basidiomycota; Agaricomycetes; Agaricales; Marasmiaceae. Gene Ontology annotation, biological process: rRNA processing. Gene Ontology annotation, molecular function: DNA binding; peptidyl-prolyl cis-trans isomerase activity.
UAUAUGAUCUAAACACAGUUGUCGUUAUCGUUUCACCGCUGGGCCCCCAUGGCUAAGAAAGCUGCUACAACCGAAAAGAAAUUAAACAACAAGAAGCCGGACGACAAGAAAGGGAAAUCUGGUGGAAAUGAAGACGAGUCUGGUUCUAAAGGAGGAAAGCUGAAGGCAGCCACCGCAGUCAACGUUCGCCAUAUCCUCUGCGAGAAACACUCAAAAGCUAUGGAAGCGCUACAGAAGCUUCAGGAGGGUCAAUCUUUCAACAAGGUUGCGCAGGAAUACUCUGAGGAUAAAGCUAAAGGUCCGUUAAUCGCAGCUCAUAUUUCAUGCAUAGAAUCAUUGUGCUGCUCCUGCCAGCUGGUGGAAGCCUUGGAUGGAUGACCAGAGGUAGUAUGGUGGGUCCAUUUCAAGACGCAGCCUUUGCUCUCACUCCUUCCACUGUCGACAAACCAAUUAUCUCGCCGCUAGUCAAAACCAAUUUUGGUUACCAUAUUAUCAUGGUCGAAGGUCGACGGUGAAUAAGCACAGAUAUGACCUAUACUCGUUCAACAGCCUUUCUCGCGCACCUAUCUUCAUAUGAAUUGAAAAGCCGUUCAUCGCGAUCGAACGUUUCUUUAGGCUGCGAAAUGCAAAUGAGCUUGCUUCCGACGAGUCAGAAAACGCGUUGUACUCGAUGUUCGUUUGGCCGUAAAAUCCGCUAGUACAGCUCCCUAUCAAUAAACAAUUACCAGAUUACAGCUUGGCUUGCUGAGUGUUAGAGCAAUUAAAUUGACCUAUAGUACAC